AUGUCGCAGGCUUCACAAACGCCUACCUACAGUCAGUUCGCGUGCGUUGGGACUGGGUUCUCGGCGAUCGGGCUGGGGGCUACUCUGAAGAGAUGGUAUGGCAUUGGCGACAUCAAAUUCUUUGAGCGGCACAGCGAGCUUGGAGGGACAUGGUUCAUCAACCAAUACCCAGGAUGUGCAUGCGACGUGCCCAGCGCUUUGUAUAGCUUCUCCUUCGAGUCUAACCCAGACUGGAGUCGAGUUUUGCCUCCCCAGCAGGAGCUUUGGCAGUAUCUUCACGAUGUCGCCAAGAAGUACUCGCUCAUAGACAAGAUGAGGUUCGGCGUCAACGUCGAACAAUGUGUCUGGUCAGAAGAGCGCAAACGCUGGAGGAUGAACAUUCGUCACUACGAAACUAACGAGGUCUUCGCGCACGAGUGUCAGUUCCUCUUCGCUGCCACGGGACAGCUUAUGCAACCACGGGAGAUCGACGUUCCCGGUUCAACAAGCUUCAAGGGCCGCAUCUUCCACUCGUCCCGGUGGGAUAAGACCGUGGAUAUCCAGGACAAGAAGGUCGUGGUUAUCGGGAACGGGUGUACCGCAUCGCAAAUCGUGCCGGCGAUUGUGGACAAGACGAAGCACCUUACGCAAGCGAUCCGGACAAAGCAUUGGGUCCUGCCGCCCGUCGACAAUGAGAACACGGAUUUCAUGAAGAAGGUUCUGAGGCAUGUGCCGGGGACACAGACGCUGCAGAGAUUUCUUGUCUUCGCUGCGGCAGAGAACACACUACGGGGGUUUUAUAUGACGAAUGACGGGAACAAGUAUCGCAAGCGUGCUAGAGCCAGCGCUGAAAAGUACAUGAAGACAAUGGCGCCGGAGAAGUAUCACGACAAGCUCAUACCGGACUUCGAACUGGGUUGUAAGAGACGCAUUUUCGACGCGGGCUAUUUGAAGAGCUUGCAUUCCGAAAAUCUCACCUUGCUAGAUGAUCCGAUCCAAGAAAUUGUACCGGAAGGUAUCCGUAUCGAAGACGGCGUCACAGAGGCGGACGUCAUCGUUUUGGCCAACGGGUUUGUAACGAACAACGCAGUUGGAGGCCUGGACGUCGUUGGCCGAAACGGAGAGCAGAUUGACCAGCAUUGGGAGUCGUUUGGUGGCCCGGAGGCCUACAAUUGUACGAUUGCAAGCGGCUUUCCCAACUUCUUUGUACUUCUUGGACCAAACUCACUUACAGGUCACACAUCCACGAUCAUCGCGGCCGAGAAUUCCAUCAACUUUGCGCUCCGCAUCAUUAAACCGGUGCUCGACGGCAAGGGGACGACCAUCGAGGUCACCCGAGAGGCAGAACAGGAAUACGUCGACCAGAUGCAGGCCAACAUGCAGAAGACUGUGUGGUCCACAGGGUGCACCAGUUGGUAUCUGAAGGACACAACAAGCGGCAAGAAGUGGAACGGCUCGACCUAUCCUUAUUCGCAGGUGUACUUCUGGUACCGCUGCUUGUUCCCAGAUUUUGGGGACUUGCAAAUUCGGGGACCAACUCAUCCGGGGCGGAGGAGACGGACGUGGCCGAAGAAGCUGGCAUUUGCUGCCGUCGUGGGAUACGCUCUGACACUGAUAUUUGGCCUGGCUCGGAAUCCAUUGGCUCGCAACCGCUAUUGGCAACAGCUGAGUGUAGGCAUGCAAUUGCUGAGAGCUCUGUUUAUGAUGAAAUUGGCGAAUAUGAGAAAGAGAGUUGGCAUAUCAUGA
Molecule: messenger RNA, 1725 nt
Organism: Colletotrichum phormii
Lineage: Eukaryota; Fungi; Ascomycota; Sordariomycetes; Glomerellales; Glomerellaceae
Exons: 4
Coding region: 1-1725 (574 amino acids)
Molecular function (GO): flavin adenine dinucleotide binding; NADP binding; N,N-dimethylaniline monooxygenase activity
Source: RefSeq, a predicted model, not a curated record